Messenger RNA from Cuscuta europaea, 1213 nucleotides. NCBI's taxonomy places the organism in Eukaryota, Viridiplantae, Streptophyta, Magnoliopsida, Solanales, Convolvulaceae. The record is from the annotation of a GenBank genome assembly.
CAUAACUCCUCAAAACCCUGCGCAUAUCUCUUCUUCCUCUUCAACGCAUUUUCUCUCUGUUCUUCAAAAGAAUAUGCAGAUGGGCUCCAAGAAUGAUAAUCAAGAGGGUCGAAAUUUUGUAUGGGCGGAUGAUCUCGUUAUCAUAUUUUGUGAAAAAUGUAUUGAGUGGAUUAGGAAGAACGGCCGAACCACUAGCUCCUUUCAAGUGGAGACUAAUCCAAAACCAAUUUGAAGAGCAUACUAAAAUGGUUUGCAACACCAAGAGUUUCAAGAAUAAAUUUGAUUUCAUGAAACGAGAUUGGAGGCUUUGGAUUUGGUUGAAGCAGGAAGACACCGGAUUAGGAUGGGAUCCUGUCCAUAAUAGACUAGACUGUACUGCAGAGUGGUGGGAUAGGAAAAUCAAGGAGAAACCUGAUGCCAAGAAGUUUCGCCAUAAAGGAGUGCCACCUGCGAUUUUUGAAAAAUGGGAAGAAAUUUUUGGCGGUAAAGUAGCAACAGGUGUGAGGACAGUAGCACCGUCACAAGAUGUUGAAGAGCAAGAGAACAUUGAAAAUACUUGUGAAGAUGGUGGAAAUGGGGGACCCGUCGAAGAAGCAUAUGAGGUGUAUUCUCAAUACAAUGCGACAUUCGAGCAAAUAGAAGAUGAUGAUUUUUGGGUUAAUUUAACUCAAAACAUGGGUGCAAUAAUUUCACAAGGUUCAAAUCAAACACUUCACAAGCCCCACAAGGUUCAAAAUUAAACACUUCACAAGCAAACGGGCACAAGAAAAGAAAAAGAAGAGAGUCGGGUGGAUCGGUAGCCUUUAAGGAACACUUAGCAGAGGUUAAUUCAUUUUAUGGUGAGUUAUUGGGAGCUAUCAAACAAGGAUCAGGAACAGGUGAAAGCAGUUACGAGGGUUCAAGAAUUUCAUCUAUGAUCGAUGUGUUGAGCAGAAUGACCGAGGAUGGUCGGAUGGAUAAGGGCGGUGAUUUGUGGAACUAUGGACUAAGCAGAAUCAUCACUAAUAAUGUAAGCAGAGAGGUGUUCUUGCGGCUCAAUGAUGACACCACAAGACUCGGUUGGUUGAAGAUGAUGCAUGACACUGAGAAAAAAUGAUUAUAAUCUAUAGCUAUAAUUCUUUUUGGUUGGUCAGACUUAUAAAUUGUUGUCCGUGAUUACUUUGUAGAUGGAUUAAAAUUUAUUUUGUUGGGCUAGUAUUCAAUUGGAUUUGAU